AUGUCCAUGCUACAAGAAUUUAUAAAAAAUAAAAUGAUAACGAUAAAUGAAGAAAAAUCAACAAUGAAUUUUGCAGAUGAUGAUAAUUUUUAUAUGGAUGUGUCAAGAGAUAAUAUAGUUUCUGAUAUUAAUCGUGUUGGUGGUGUAUUAUUAAGAAAAGAUGGAAAUGACACAUCUAGAAGAAUUUUAACUCCUUCUAAUAUUUUUGAUGAUCCAAUAUGGAGUUUUGAUGGAAAGAAAUUAAUGGAAAUAGUUGAACUCAAUCAUUUUCCAGACGAAACUGCAAUGUUAAUAUCUUUGCAUUCUUUUGAUGAAACGAAAUAUAAAAAAUCAUGGAAUGAUUUUAUUGACAAUGUUCAAAAAAUCAAUCUGGUAAUAGAUGAUAUGGCAAAUCUUACUAAUUCAUCAUCAUAUAACACAAAUUAUUAUUAUAUAGAAAAUACAAAUAAUGAAAAGUUGAUAGAAUCAUUGCAAUCAAUUAAAAAUGUUAUAGUGAAUGGGUGUAUUUGGGCUAGGUCAAAUAAUCUUCAAUAUAAUGAUAAAUUGAAUAUAGUAUACAAAGGAAUUUUAUUUGCCUUAGAUACAUCAUUGGGAAAGUCUGUGAAAUUAUUUGAAACUGGCUUAUCAUUAUUUGUGAAAUUAUGUAAAUGUGGAGAAGAUCUAAUUAUUCCAUCAAUGAUUGAAAAGUGUUUAAAUACUUUUGUACCACUUUUAAAAGAAAAUUAUGUUUCACUGACCUUGAAGACAUACAUUCUACAACAAAUAAUAAUAUGUAUGAUAGAACCUCAAGUUGUUGAGAAACUUCUUGGAUGGAAUGAUCCUAAUGAUUUGAAAAACAAUACUCAUGCAUUAUAUCAAAAACACAUAUUAUCAUUUCUGUUGAUUAGUAAAAAAAUGCCAUAUCAAAUAAUACAUUUGUUGAACACUAUUAUAUGUAAGGUGGCUGUAUAUCAAUGUUGUAAAGAGACUAGAUUGAUGGCAAAUAAAGAAAAAAUACAGUUAUUAUCAAGUCAAAAAUCUGAAAAUCAAAAACCUUCAGAUAGUAAUAAUGUUAAUAACAAUGUUAAAGAUGAGCAACAUCAACAAAAGGAAAUUGACAAUUUGAUUCAAAGACUUAUUGAGUCUUUGCGUAUUAUAACUAAUCGUGCCCUUUAUCACACAGUAAUCAGUUCUCCUAGUAGUAGUAAUGACAAUGAUGUUGAUGAUAACAAAAUAGCUGAAUACUCAUCAUUUUCAUUUAGAUAUCUCACAUUCAAUGAACUUUUCCCCUCAAUAACCAUCCUAUUAACUUCUCCACGAUUAAAUAAGUCUUUAAAAUUUAAAAAAUUUGUAAAUUAUGUCGCUCUACUUUGUACUAUUUUAUUGGGAGAAGAUAUUGAUGACACUGUAUCAGAUUCAUUACCACAAGCUUUCAAUGAUGAUUAUUGGUUGUUCAAAAUGACUGAAAUAAGAAAUACUUUAGGAAUUGGUGAUUUGUGGUGUGGACCUGGUCAAUUUACAAAAGAUAAAAAUGAUGAUAAUGAUUGUCAUUAUGUGUUUGAUUAUAAUGAUAAGGAAUUGUUGGAUACUAAGACUAAAGAAGAUCAUAAUAUGAAGAAAGCAAAAGAAAUUUUGAAAAUGCAAAGCUAUGGAGCUAUUGGAACAAAUAGUGAUUGUCUUGACAAUCUUGUGAUACCACCAAACCAUCUGAUUAUCAUGUUAACUUAUCAUACACAGGCUUUUUUAAUUGUGGUGAGAAUAUUAGAGUAUGGAAGAGGAUUAGCGUCAGGAAUGCAAAGUCUUGAUGAAACAAAUUGUAAAAUAAUAAUGGAGUUGUUUGAGGAAUUGAUUAAAAUGACCGCUUUUAAUGUUGGAAAUCAGGCUGUUGCAUCUUCAAUAAUAAAUCUUGAUGCUCUUCCAACCAUUUUAUCUUUUGUGAACAUAAAUCCAUCAUCCGUUGCUACUGAUUAUGAUUUUGGACGCAUCCCUUUAGAAUUAUUGGAAAUUGUUGUAAAAUUUUCUCGAGCAGUUCCAUUUUUGUUAUCAUCUCAAACCAAUGAACUGGUUCUAUCACUUAUAUCAAAUGAUAAUCAUCUUCGCUCAUUAUGGGAUCCAAUUGCCACAUUUCAUGAAACUGCCAAUAUUCAAGGAAUAAUAGAUAUAAUCAAGCAUCAAAAGUAUUAUCCCGAGUGUUUAAGAGAUCACACCGUUGUCAAUCAACUUUUGAUUUCAUUAAGGUUUUUGUUAGCAUAUACAUAUACUGACGGUGGAAUAAAUCAAAUCCUUGUCGCAAGAAUGGACGAUUUUAGUGGAUUGGACAAUGGAGAUAGUCUUCUGGUAUUCCUGCUAAGACUUUUAAACUCUGCUUCGGAAAUACUUUAUGAUUUGUCAGAUUUCUUUGUCUACACAGAAAAUAACAAAAAUUUGAUUGCAUCACAACAAACUUCAGGAGUUGUGUUCUCAUCAGAAGCUUUCGAAUUACGAAAAGAAUUAUUGGAUUUGGUAUGGUACAACCUAUUACUUAUACAGAGAUUGCUUAAAGUGAUUUAUGGAAAUAGAGAAAGUAGUGCUGCCAAACAACAUUUCAAAAAUGUUUAUGAGCAAGAAGAAAUACUUAACGACCCAAUCCCUUCACAAAAGAAAACAAUGAUUCAAACACAUGUCAGAUCGUUUUUGGCACUUGUAUCAGCACUUGAUCAUCUAGAUGGAAAUCUCAGUAAUCAAAUAAAUGCUAUCUCCUUAUCUGGAAAUGAAAAACAAUUUAAAUUUGGUCAGUCAGCUCAAUUGUCAAGAAUUCGUGAUCUAGUAGUGAACUUAUUAAAGAUAUUAACAGAAGUUGUUGUUGUUCAGAAAAAAGAUCAAGAAUGUGAUUCAUUAGUUGUUGUUAAAGCAAAGUAUUUUUCUGAAUAUGUUCAACAUCAUGUCAUUAAGCAGUUGAUUGAGUUUGUGUUUGAAGGACCUGAAAAUUUUUUGACUGGGUUGUAUUUAAUUAAAGAGACAUUACCCAAACCAACAAAAACUUUAUUUAUUGAUAGUGAUG
Messenger RNA from Entrophospora candida, 3019 nucleotides. The record is from the annotation of a GenBank genome assembly. NCBI's taxonomy places the organism in Eukaryota, Fungi, Glomeromycota, Glomeromycetes, Entrophosporales, Entrophosporaceae.